This is a messenger RNA of Amaranthus tricolor (Joseph's coat), 2084 nucleotides long. RefSeq names its product pentatricopeptide repeat-containing protein At5g66520-like. Gene Ontology annotation, molecular function: RNA binding; protein binding. The transcript is spliced from 2 exons. The coding region runs from base 55 to 1677 and encodes 540 amino acids. The record is from RefSeq and is a predicted model, not a curated record. Gene Ontology annotation, biological process: RNA modification. Lineage: Eukaryota; Viridiplantae; Streptophyta; Magnoliopsida; Caryophyllales; Amaranthaceae.
AACAUUACACUAGUUUACAUGUUGUUGAAGUAAUAUUGGGGUUGGUAGUAGAAAAUGGUAGAAUCCAAUUAUAAGUUAUUGAAAACUUCAGUAUUAUAUCUACUUAAUCAAUGUAAGAGCAUGAGAAAGCUUAAAAUGAUUCAUGCCCAAAUACUAACAUCACCUCAAUUCUCUGAAACUGAUCGUUAUUUCCUUACUACCCGCCUACUAUUUUAUUGCGCCAUUUCAGAUUCAGGUUCCCUUCCUUAUGCUACCAAACUUUUCAUACAUCUAGAAAGAUCAAAUCUUUAUGUUUAUAAUGCUUUGAUUAGAGCUUAUGCUACCAAAUCAUAUUCUGGGCAGUCCAUGAAUUCUUUAACAAUCUACAUUAAUAUGCUAAGAAAUGGUAUUAACCCUGAUAAGCUUACUUUUCCAUUUAUCUUAAAAUACUGUAGUGGAAGGCUUGAUGUUCUUAUGGGUAUGGCUGUUUAUUCUCAUGUUGUGAAAUUUGGGCUUUGUUAUGAUGUGUAUAUUCAGAAUUGUAUGAUUAAUUUGUUGUGUGAAUGUGGGUUUUUGGGUUGUGCACAUAAGGUGUUUGAUGAAAUGUCUAAGAGGGAUGUUGUUUCUUGGAAUUCUAUGAUUGUUGGGAGUUUGAGAAAUGGGGAGGUUGAUUUAGCUUUGAGUAUGUUUAGGAGUAUGUCGAAUCGGAGUAUUUAUACUUGGAACUCUAUGAUAACUGGUUUGGUUCAAGGUGGUAAGCCAAAGGUUGCUUUGGAGUUGUUUCUAGAAAUGGUAAUGAUGAACGAUGGUGCAGUUAGACCUGAUAAAAUUACAUUUGCUAGUGUUCUUUCGGCUUGUGCGUCUCUUGGUGCAAUUCAUUAUGGAAAUUGGGUAUGUGAGUAUAUCAAGAGGAGCGGGUUAGAAAUCGAUAUGGUCACCGCAACCGCGUUGAUUGACAUGUAUGGUAAAUGUGGAUGUGUUGACAAAGCAAUUGAAACCUUUAGAGGAAUGCCAAAGAAGGAUGUUAUGGCAUGGACAGCUAUGAUCUCGGUCUACGCUCUUCAUGGGUAUGGAAAAGAAGCUUUAAAUCUUCUGCAUGAGAUGAAGGCUCAUAAAUUGAAGCCCAACAAUGUGACUUUUGUUGGAAUUUUGUCGGCGUGCGCUCAUGCUGGCUUAGUAGAGGAAGGCCGACAGUGUUUUGACAUGAUGACACGUAUUUUCUCCAUUGAGCCCUGUGUUUAUCACUAUGCUUGUAUGGUUGACAUACUUAGUCGGGCUGCACGUUUUCGUGAGGCUGAAAAGCUUAUUGACGACAUGGCAAUGGAACCAGAUGCCUAUGUUUGGGGUGCAUUGCUUGGUGGUUGCCAAACGCACAAGAAUGUGGAGUUAGGGGAGAAGGUGGCUUUGAGAUUGAUUAAUUUGGAUCCUUUGAAUCAUGCUUUUUAUAUAAAUCUUUGUGAUAUAUAUGCUAAAGCUGGUAGAUUUGAUGAUGUGAAGAAAGUAAGAAAGUUGAUGCAAGAAAAGGGAAUAAUGAAGGAUCUGCCAGGCUCUAGUAUGAGUGAAGUUGAUGGUGUUCUUCAUGAAAUUUCAGUUAGAGGUUCACAUGAACUUGUGAUGGAUGAUGUACUUGGGUUAUUGAAUAGACUACAUAAUGACAUGAAGAUUUGUGCGGGAAAUGAUGAGGCUGGUAGCAAUUGACAAGUUCAAAUGUGAUGUGAACAAGUUCAAAUGUGAUGUGAACAAGUUCAACCGACUUAUUUUUAACAUUUACACUCUGUUUGAAUGUAGGGAAAUGGGAAAAAGAGGAGGGAUUUGAGAGGAUUAUGAAGCUCUUAUUUGGAUAAUAAAAAAGAAGGGAGAGAUUUUUGGAGAAAAAUAUGGACAAAUUUAGGUAAGAAUACAAUUUUUCCUAUUUAGAGGAAAAAUAUUUAUUUUCUUUUAAACAAAUUCAUUUAUUGAGAUCAUUUCAAUUUGAAAAUAAAAAUUCGAUAUAUUUUCAAAAAUAAAUUUAAGUUUUUCAAUUUAAUUCUAAUUUAAAGGUUGGAUUAUUAAAGUUUUCAAUGUGAUUUGCUAUAUAUAUGGAAAUUAAAUGUAACACAACAAAA